Molecule: messenger RNA, 2013 nt
Organism: Guillardia theta CCMP2712
Lineage: Eukaryota; Cryptophyceae; Pyrenomonadales; Geminigeraceae
Exons: 11
Coding region: 1-2013 (670 amino acids)
Source: RefSeq, a predicted model, not a curated record
AUGGAAGUCGAUCCUUGUCUACACCUUGAAGACUCGAUACCCAUCGUGAACUUCUCACAAGUCGAACAGGAGGCGGGCGGACAGGAGGCCGCCUCCGAUGGCGACGAUUUCAUAUUCCAACGAGAGACUCACAGGUUGGACGACCCGUUCAGCCCGACCACCCAUUACCUCGAGGCCGAGAACUACGAGCGGAUCUACAACCUUAGCUGGGACGAGGGAUGGCCCAAGAUGCUUGAGGAUGAGUCAGAGAUUCCUCCAGGCGUCUUCCGCUUCCUCGGCAGGACUAAGAACGGGGGAUGGAGGAACCCGGGCAAGCACACACAUCUCACAGGGGUACAAGUGAAGGCGCCAGGAAGUUGGUUCGAGGAGCUGGGGCAGAAUGGACAGAUGAUCAGGAUUCGAGGCCCCGCCUUCAUGGCAUUGGAUCAUGUGUUCCCAUGGCGCGACAAGCAGUUCGAGCUGUUGGACACCGACGACGUUCCCAGCAGGAAAGGCGUGCGAGUGCUGCAGCCAGCCAUCGGGGUGAGGGUGCCCGACCUGCUGGAGUGGAGGGAGAGGCCGAUCUGUGAUUGGAUGGCGUGGAAUGAAGGAUGGUUCGUGGUGGAUGUUGGGAGGGGGAGGAGAGUUCGCCCGACCCAUUACUGCAUGCGGAAUGGCGGAGGAGUCUUGAGCAGCCCAGGAGCUUGGAUUGUUGAGGGAUCGUGCUCGCGGAAGGGCCCGUGGAGCGCGGUGGACAUGCGAGGGUUCGAUUUUGAUAUCGAGACCGUGAGCUUUGAGGAAAAAUAUUUCGAGCGGGCAAAAUCGAGACAAUACGUCUUCCCCAAGGACAAUGAGAAGGGAGGUUUCAAAGAGCCCGAGGACGGCUACAUCAUACCAAAGUCUCACUGCUCGAUCGUCUGGAGAACGACAGACAUCGAGAAAGACUGGUAUCGAUUCAUCCGAGUGACGCAGUUCAAGGCGAUGGAUUGCUUCACAAAGAGGAUGUUCGUGCAGGGGUUCGAGCUGUACGGCGAACUCAAGAUGGGCUGCGAUGAGAUCGAGAGGGAGGAGGAGGUGAACCCGCAAGAGCUCACUGACGAAGAAAACAACCUGCUGGCGGAGGAGGUGGAAAUCGCACUCAAAAAGAAGGUUGUCACUUGGGACCCGAAAGAUCUCAUCGACAGGGAGCGACAGAAGGCGCUGGAGGAAAGGUUCGAACGGAUUACUGAAGAAGCACUCAAGGCCGGACAGAGACAGCAGGUCGACAUCUCUCCCCAGGACGAGGAAGAAGUGCAAGGGAAAGACAACGAGCUCGGGCAGAUGUCCGCUUCAGAGAUCCUUUACGUCGUCUGGGAGAGUGAGGACUUCCAACGGGCUGUACAAGAUGUCAUUCACUGGCUCAAGGGAUGCAAAGAUAGCGUGUCCACCGUCAGGUCCUGGCUUCGGACAGCCUCCUCCCACACCACCCAGAAUGUCGACAAGACCUGCAAGCUUCUCGACAAGCUCUUACAAGCAAGCGCCAUCACCGCGUCGCAGCUCUCAGAAGCUGUUAGUGACCCCGAGACCGUUGACAUCAUCUCCUCCGACAACCCUCAUCUCCUCAAGAGCUUGAACAGCAUGCUUGUCGCUCACUCCAUGCCCACCAUCACCAGCCCCGAAGACGACGAGGGAGGAGGCGCAGGGGACGACCUCGAGGAAGAGAUGGAACUUCUACGACAGCUUCGCCUCUCUCGAUCCAAGGGACGGACACAGGAGCAGCAGCAGCAGCAGGGUUGGGAAGAGGAGGAGGAGCGGGGGGAGGAGGAGGAGAAAGAUGGGGAGGACAACGAUCUGGAACGGGAGGAGCAACCAGACGGCGAGGACGAACAGGAAUGGCAAGAGGAAGAGGAAGAGGAGGAAGAAUGGCGCGAACAAGGAGAGCGGCAGUUUGCAAGAGGCAAGGAGGGCAAGAAAGCUGAAUCGUCGGAGCUUGAACGGACCUCUUCUACAGAACCCAGCGAUGACACAAGCACGGUGGGAGGAGAGGGAAGCUGA